Osmerus eperlanus (European smelt) is the source of this 3064-nucleotide messenger RNA. RefSeq names its product kelch domain-containing protein 10-like. Gene Ontology annotation, molecular function: protein binding. Gene Ontology annotation, biological process: positive regulation of stress-activated MAPK cascade. The coding region runs from base 153 to 1415 and encodes 420 amino acids. Lineage: Eukaryota; Metazoa; Chordata; Actinopteri; Osmeriformes; Osmeridae. The record is from RefSeq and is a predicted model, not a curated record. The transcript has 10 exons.
CUCAAAUCCUCUGAUUGGUUUAGCAGCCCAGCUCAGCUGGUUUCCUCUUGCAUGUGUGCUGGUGUUUUGUUAUUUUGGUCCUUGCGGGCUUCGUUUACCAAUACAUUUCAAAUACACUUUUAGUAGACUCCCCAUACCAUUUCAAUAACAAAAUGUCCCCUGCGGAAGAUGCAGAAAAUAAUUGCGGCUUGAAUCAGCUCAUUAAAUUUGAGAAGCUUUCGGGGAGGCCUUGUAUCAGAGAUUCAGGCACAAAGAAGAGAGUGCGAUGGCUUCAGGCCCGGAGGAUCUUCUCCCAUUCCUGUCCCAACCUCCGCAUCCCCAACAGGUUUCUGAGAGAAGGUCAUGCGGCCCCGCCAGCCCGUAGUGGACACCGCUGUGUAGCCGACAGCGCCAACCUCUAUGUAUUCGGUGGCUACAACCCAGACUUCGACGAGGCCGGGGGGUCGGAGAAUGAAGACUACCCGCUGUUCAGGGAGCUGUGGCGCUUCCACUUUGCCACUGCGACCUGGCAGCAGGUCCGCACAGAAGGCUACACGCCCACAGAGCUGGCAUCCAUGUCAGCUGUGCUGCAUGGCAACAACCUGCUGGUGUUUGGCGGCACGGGUAUCCCGUUUGGUGAGAACAAUGGCAACGACGUCCAUGUGUGCAACGUCCAGUACAAGCGCUGGAACCUGCUCAACUGCAGGGGCAAGAAGCCCAACAGAAUCUAUGGCCAGGCUAUGGUCAUCAUCAACGGCUACCUGUAUGUGUUCGGAGGUACCACAGGAUACGUGUACAGUACUGACCUGCACAGGCUGGACCUCACCACCAGGGAAUGGACCCACCUCCAUCCCGACAACGCCCCCACAGACCUGCCUGAGGAGAGGUACCGACAUGAGCUGGCUCAUGACAGCCAGAGGAUCUACAUCCUGGGGGGAGGAACUUCCUGGACGUCCUGUAGACUAGACAAGAUUCAUGCCUACAACCUGGAGACCAACUACUGGGAGGAGAUUGUCACCAAGCCUCACAAAACAAUAGGUUACCCUGCAGCCCGACGCUGUCACAGCUGUGUACAGGUGAAGGAUGAGGUGUUUAUAUGUGGAGGUUACAAUGGGGAGCUGAUUCUGGCUGACCUGUGGAAGAUCAGCCUGCUCACCUUCCAGUGGACUAGACUGCCUGCUGUGAUGCCUGAGCCAGCAUACUUCCACUGCGCUGCUGUCACUCCGGCGGGCUGCAUGUAUGUCCAUGGAGGGGUGGUAAACAAGGUGGACAACCGAAGGACUGGCUCUCUGUAUAAGGUGUGGCUGGUGGUGCCCAGUCUGCUGGAACUGACCUGGGAGAGGCUGCUGAAGACCUGGCCCCGCCUGGCCCACCUCUCCUCUCUGCAGCUCCUCAGCCUGGGCUUUACACACUCACUUAUCCAGCGCCUCAAAUAAAGCCCCCGCUUGGGGUCAGACAAGGACCAGAGGUCAGGGGUGGGACGGACCAGCGAACCCCAUCAGUGGUUCACCAAUAGCUACACAGACCACGUUGCCAACAAACUAAUAGAAGCCUGUGCUAUUGGGAGGUCCAAGAGUGGACUGAGGAAGUGGACAUGGACUAAUGGGCUGGUCUUCCUCCAAACUCUUUUAAAGCUUUUAGAAAAUAUUGUGUACUUUUUUAUUCAAUUUUUGAGUGUCUUUUGGCGGGUGCUGCUCCCUCCUUAAUAUUUGGAAUAGUCACCCAAUGCUGUCUAUUUUGUGUAUAGUUUUUAGUUUUUCUAAAGGCAUUUCCACUCCACACUUUACUCAGUGCUGUUUUAAAUCUUGUUAGUGUACACACACACACACACACACACGAAAACAGGCAAAAGUUUGAUAACUGGGGUUCGAUAUUUAUUUGAUAUCUUGGAUGGUCUUUAAGUACUGGGGUUGCAGUCUCUCUGGACUAGGACAUGUUAUUGGCUUUCUGACAUGUUAUUGUUCUCCUCCUUGCAUAACAUUGGUCGAGCCUGUUAGAAACGGCUACAGGCAGUCCAGAAGGCUGCUGUGUCCACUGUCACAAACUCACAGGUGAAACGGAUGCAAAAAAAAUUCAGCUUCCAAGAGAAGAUUGAUUUAGCUGUCAUUUUGGACUCAUGUUGGUCAUAGUUGUCAGGUAGGGCAGAGAUGGGGCGGGGCUAGGGCUGAGCUGGGGUUAAGUAAGACCGUGGGAAAUCCCUUGAUUCUAACCAGAGCCUUUUGUGAAUCACUGUGAAUCCUGUAGUGCCUGGUGUGUCUCCAGUCUGUUAGUCACAAUCUCAAAAUAAUGCCAAUUCCUCCAGUGCCUUCUUCAGAAUUGAAUAUCAUGUUUUUAAAUCAUGUACGUUUUCUUUCCUUAAUUUGACUACCUUGUUUCAGUGAAAGAUAAUGACUGAGGCAUGCAAACCAUGAUGGUGUACAUGUGCAUGUAACCUUUUGUAUUUGCAAAUAUGAGCCAUUAAGCCUUAAUCUGUGUAAUUUAUUCUCCAAUUCAGUUCACUGGUAUUUGGUCCAAGCAGUCAGUACAUCUUCUAUGAAAAGGGGUAUGGCUAUCUGAACUUGUGAGUUGUUGCUGUUCACCCUUGCCAUGAAAUUGGACCCAGUGACAGAAUGCUAUUUAUUUCAAUGACAUGUAUUGACUUCUGUUUAUUUGACCUUAUUCUCUAUAAAAUGUCCCCAUCCUACCAUAACAACCAUCAGGCUGUUCUCUGGUACCGACAUAAUGACCAGUGGCCUUCCAACUGUAGUUUGACGGCAACAUUGCAGCUGGUCAAAUUUGACUGGGGGCUGUUAUGGGGGUUACCCACCUAGUGAUGUCAUAAUGCUACUGGGGGGGUUACACUUCAAGGGGGUUAGUUGAUCCCGGUUACACUGCUGGUGAAGUCAAAAUGUGGCAGGUGGUUUGUUGGAGCCUGACUCACUAACGCAGGCCUGUUAACUCUGCUGGGCUAUGUAUGGAAGCUCUGGAUACCCCUGUUAGUAUAUCUGCAUGAUGUCACUAUUCAAAUGACUCCCACUGUGGAACUUGAACAUGUACUUUUUGUUGUUAAUUUGCCAUUUAAUGUUCAAUAAACAGUUUGAAGUUA